UCAUCCGGAAAAGCUAGAGAAAAAGGAACACUUUGAAAUAGGAAAAUUUUAGACAAUCAUGCAACAGAGUAAAAAAAAGUAAAAAAGUAAAAUGUCUGGAAGCGAUAUCGCGGGAAUUAAACUAACCAGUGGACCGACGAGUCUGAGGAGCAGGAUCCUUGUGAGAAACCUACCCCCUUGCACCCGUGAGGAGCUGUCUUUCCUCUGCUAUUCCCUCGGCACAAUCCUUGGCUCGCUGGUGAUCGAUAACCACGGGUUUAUCCAGUUUGCUACGGAGAGCGAGGCCACCCGCGCCAUUGAGGAGCUCGACCAUUCUACCUUCAAAUCGAAUGUUAUCCUUGUCUCGAACGCCAGCUUCCGUUCCGUUAAAGCCAGUUGCUGUGUCUAUGCUCCCCAGAAAAAGAACAGGAUGGUCGAGUGGUCUGAUGCCGAUGACGUUGUCGUCGUGGAGCGGAACGAAGAUGAGGACGAUGAAGACGAGGAUGACUACGAAAGCGAUAACGAAAAAGGGCAGAUUGCCAAGCUGGUGCCACUAAUAGAAUCCGGUUGCUCGCGUCGCGCCCGCUUUUUGCUUUGCUCGUCUCUGUUUCCGCUGUGCACGCCGGAUGUGCCACGCCCCGUUGCCGCCUGCAAAUUGCUGUGCGAGACCGUUAGGGGCGAGUGUAUGGAAAACGCUCCGCCGGAACUGAUGGAGCUGUGGCCUUCGUUCCUUAACUGCGACGGACUGCCGCAACCGGAGAAGCACGAGUUGUGCAUGCAGAUUCCACAGGAGGUGGUUGUGCCAGGCGGGAGUCCAAGUGGUCCGCCCACCACUGGUUCACCCGGCGUCGAAGAUCACCCGCAGACGUACCGCUUUUGGAAGAGCGGAGCACCGCCCGCCUCUGACUUGGGUGGCGUCCUGUGCCCGCAGAACUUUAGCGGCAGCCCCUUUAAUCCGGAGGAGUGCGUGCCCCAGUGUCAGCGGGACGCCUUCCACACGAGCUCUCAGAAGAAGACGUCUGAAACCCUCAUCCUGGGCCUCUCGGCCGUCUGCUUCGUCCUGACACUGUUCGCCUUGGUGACCUUCUGGGCGGAGCCCACCAGGUUUGGCUACCCCGAGAGACCAGUACUCUUCCUGUGCCUGUGCUACAACCUCUUUAGCGUGUGCUAUCUGGAGCGAAUCGUGUUCCACAACCAAGCAAGGAUGCAUGACGUCGAGCUGCAAGGGCGGCUGAUGCGACCGGGCUGCUUGCUGACUCCCCCAUGCCUGGCCUCCUACAUAACCACCUCCUAUUUAAGCCUGUGUGCGGCCAGCUGGUGGCUGAUAUUCGCCCUGUGCUUCUACCUGUCCUCGCACAAAAAAUGGUCCAGCGAGGCGCUGGAGAAGAGGUCCGGGCUGUUCCACGUCCUGGCCUGGGUGCCACCGCUGGCGCCCCCCAUUGCCGCCCUGCUGCUGGAGAAGGUGCGUCCGAGUGAGCUGACGGGAAUGUGCUACGCACCGGGAUUCGUGGAGCUGCCAGCACUGAUCCUCCUCCUGCUUGGGCUGUACUUCACCCUGAGAGCCUCCAGGUCUCUGCUCUUCCUGCAGCUGCAGUUGCAGCCCACCCUGGCCCACCACCGAUUCGGGCAGAUCCGGAAGCGCUUCGUGCUCUUCUCCCUGCUGUACUUCGUGCCCACGACCGCCGGCGUCGUGGCGGCUCUUUGCGAGCGGUACGCGGAUUCAGUGCCCAGCUGCUCCACUCCCGAUGACUGCCUCUCACCCACUCCGCUCAGUGCCUGGCCAGCGUUGGUUCGGAUCUUCUUCCAGCUAGUGGGGGGAACGUUGACAGGGUUGUGGGUGUGGUCGCGCAAGACCUGCGAGAGCUACAGAAAUCGGCUGGGGGCCAGCGGCACACCCACCUCAUCCCUGAUGAAUCAAAGCAAGGCGGCCGGGCCUCUGCCCAAAAAGCAUUUGUAUACGAGUGGGAAAUCCAUGCUGCCCACGGGGGGAAUCACUCCAUUAUAUGCUGCUAUUAGUUUUCACAAUGUGCCCGUCUACAACCCCAACCAAUCGAGAGUUUAGGCGAUAAAGGAUCCCGCAUGAGGGGCUCUAGAAAAAUCUCGAACCCUACAAUUGUACAUAUAACAUAUACAUACAUCAUAGAAGGCUAUGAGCCCCGGUCAGAGAACAUGAACAUACGCUUAGUUUUUAAGCCCGAAAAUGAGAAACUGAAAUGUGUUAAUAGCUUUAUAGAUCGCGCUAGGACUAUUAAUAGUCCUCUAGCUAGUCCUAAGUCUGUAAAUAGUAAAACGUUUUAUUCAUAGUAGAAUAAAUUGUAAAUAAAUUAUAUGAAUCAAAAAUGAA
Molecule: messenger RNA, 2323 nt
Organism: Drosophila sechellia
Lineage: Eukaryota; Metazoa; Arthropoda; Insecta; Diptera; Drosophilidae
Gene: fz3
Product: frizzled 3
Exons: 2
Coding region: 92-2041 (649 amino acids)
Biological process (GO): non-canonical Wnt signaling pathway; canonical Wnt signaling pathway
Cellular component (GO): membrane
Molecular function (GO): RNA binding; transmembrane signaling receptor activity; Wnt-protein binding
Source: RefSeq, a predicted model, not a curated record